UCUUUUUUUGUGAAAUAUCGAUUGUUUUUCGCAUACAAAUAAAAAUAAUGAUUUACAUACCAUACAACGUCAUAUAAAAGUGGGGUGCAUGUCUGGAACUGAAGGGGCUGAGAUAGAGUUACACUUAGUAAUAUCAUCGAAACUUUCAUGUCAGUAGUUAUUUCUUACUCGACAACUUUACACCUGUGUAUCGUUAUAAUAUUUAAUAAUAAUUUUACAUAAUAAAUUGAUAAAAAUCAUGUCAAUUUCGGAAAGAACGGCUUUAAAAAAAUCAAACACAAACAUAUCUUACGUUGAAGAUACAAGUGUACCGUUAAAUCGUAAAAAAAAAAUACAUAAAUUUCAGUGGUGUGCAUAUGCUAUUGCUCUAUCAAUAUUGAUAAUGGCACUUAUGCUAACUAUUGGAAAUUUAUUUAUGAGCACUCCCAGCAUUAUUGAAACACCGUCUAACUUUUCAAACAUUACGAGUUUAAUGGAACUGGAGAUUCCUUCACAGUUUCAGAGCAAUGAUGAUAAUCAAAUUGUCGGAGCUAAGAAAUUAUUUCUUGAUAAAGACGAGUUGUCUGAAGCUGUCAAAGUCGGACAUGAAGCAAUUAAAAAAAGAGUAGUAGCUGAUGCUUCAGCAAAAUCAUUUUCAUUUGGUGAAAUAUCACCGGAUAUCCGACACCGACGUGCUGUUAGUACAACUCCACUUGCUGGUCGAAUCGCCAUUGCUGGAAUCGGCGAGUUAGCAGCGAGUAAUUAUAUUGAGACAGCAAGAAAAUCAAAAGGUAUGGAUUCAGCAGUUGGUGCAUUUUUUGAUGGAAUGUGGAAUCUAACAGGAAUUUCGUCGUGCAGUGAGACAGAAAAUGCUCAAUUAAUUUCAUGUGAAUCGAAAAGUAAGUAUAGAAAUAUAAACGGUAGCUGUAAUCGUCCACAAAAUCAAGGAGCAGCAUUUACAAGAUUUCAAAGACUUCUUCCAUCGGUCUAUGCUAAUGGUAUUGAUACUCCAAGACACGCUAAAUCUGGUAAACCUUUACCAUCAGCAAGAAAAAUUAGUUUACAAGUACAUGGUCCAUCACCAAGUUCAAAUCCUUCAUUUACUGUUAUGACUGCGGUAUUUGGUCAAUUUUUAGAUCAUGAUAUUACUGCAACAGCAAUAAGCCAAAUUAAUAAUACUUCAUUGGCAUGUUGUCCACCAAAUCCAAGUCAUCCUGAAUGCUUUCCUGUCGAUGUUGGACCAGGUGAUCCAUUUUAUGAUAAAACAGGUUCAACAUGUAUGGAAUUUGUUCGAUCAGCGCCAGCUCAACAAUGUAGAAUUGGUCCACGUGAGCAGCUCAAUCAAGUGACUGCAUUUAUUGAUGGAUCUGUUAUAUAUGGUUCCGAUGAAAAUACUUCAAAUUCAUUGAGGGAAUUUAAAUUUGGAAGACUUAAGAUGUUUAAAACACCAGAUGGAAGGAGUCUAUUACCAUUAAGUACUGAUCCAUAUGAUGGCUGCAACAGAGACAAAGAAAGACAACGUGGACGGUAUUGUUUUAUAUCUGGUGAUGCAAGAGCUAAUGAAAAUCUUCAUUUAACAACAAUGCAUUUGCUGUGGGCUAGAUAUCACAAUAAAAUUGCCAAUAGACUUGCAGAAAUAAAUCCAAUGUGGUCAGACGAAAGACUUUAUCAAGAGACACGACGAAUAAUAGGUGCACAAUUGCAACAUAUAACUUAUAAUGAAUUUAUUCCAAUUAUACUUGGUGAAACUGAAAGUAAUCGGCUCCGGCUAAGACCUCUCAAUGAUAAUCAGUUCCGAUAUAAUCUUGAUGAAAAUACUAAUCCAUCAAUAGCUAAUAGUUUUGCUUCAGCAGCCUACCGUUUUGCACAUACUUUACUCCCAGGUCUUAUGGAAAUUACAGAUGCAUAUAAUGGUACUGAAGAGUACGUACAACUUCACAGAAUGUUAUUCAAUCCAUACAGCUUACAUGCAGAACUUGGAAUUGAUCACUCAAUUAAAGCAGCAACUUCUAAUUUCAUACAAAAAACAUCGACUCAUGUUACACCAGAAUUAACAAUGCAUUUAUUUGAGGAUCCACUUAUAAAUAAAAAAUUAAAAAAUAAAAUAACACCAUGUGGUCUUGAUUUGGUGUCUCUAAAUAUACAACGUGGUAGAGAUCAUGGGCUUUCUGGGUACACUGCAUGGCGUGAAUAUUGUAAUUUAAGUAGACCUGUUACGUUUAAUGAUCUUCGUUCUAUAAUGGAUACUGACGCAUUAACAGAAAUAAAAAAAUUAUAUGAAAGUGUUGAUGAUAUUGAUCUUUAUACUGGUGCACUUGCUGAGAUAAAUAAAUCAGAUGGCAUUGUUGGACCAACUUUUACGUGUUUAAUUGGUGGGCAAUUUCAACGACUACAGCAAGGUGAUACAUAUUGGUAUGAAUCAGCAAGUCAACCGUACCCUUUCACAAAAGGUCAACUCAAAGAAUUACGAAAAACAAGCCUAGCUAGACUAAUUUGUGAUUGUUCUGAUGGUAUCACCAUAACCCAACCUUUAGUUAUGAGGUCUGCUAGCAAGACCAAUCCAACAACUUCAUGCACAAACAUCGCGAAUGUUGAUUUAAUGAUGUGGAAAGAAUAACUACCAUUCAGAGUUAAAAUUUCAUUGACUGAAUGAAUAUGAAUUUUUCAUAUUUUAAUACAAUUACUAUUAUUAUUAUUAAUAUCAAAAGAUUGAAUAAGCAACAACUAUGUUUCUUUACCCUUAUGUUAUUUUUUUCAUUAAUUUUAUGUAAUCCUUUUUGUAUAUCACUGUCUAUAAUUUGACGAUGGUAAAUAACUCGCUUGGAUUGCGAAAAAUAAUCUAAAACGAGAGUCUAUUACAUCAAUGGCUUUUUCAGUUUACAAUAUUGUUAUCAUUUAAUAUAACAUAAAAUUCAGUUGUCUCAUCAAUUGGUUUUCCACCAACUGCAACAGUAAAAUAAAAAUUAAAUUUAUUUUGUAUCUUGAUUAUAUCUGUAUCUCUAAUUUUUGAACUUCAUAGUUGGAAUUCCAAAAAUAAAAUAUAUAAUAUUCAAUUGAAAUAUAUUGACAAAUACUUAGUUAUAUAUGUACAGCUAAAAAGAUAUAUUUUUAGAUGAAUUAUAAAAAUAAAUGUCAAAAUCCGUGUCUCAUAAAAAAAAUCUCACGACUUGAUAUGAUUAGGAUACCUACAAAUUAUUCAGAAAAAAUAAAUAUUAUUAAAACAUAAUAUAAUUAAAAAGUAAUAUAGAUGCAGCUGAAACGUUUAACUGACUAAUGUUUAUAAAAAAAAAAAAAUUUCAUUGUCUAUUUACAAAAAAAAGUAAAUUGUAAAUAAAUUUCAGUUAUACCUGUUAGAAUUUGUAUACAAUGUCAUUUUUAGAUUUUUCAAGG
Messenger RNA from Aphidius gifuensis, 3369 nucleotides. Its product is annotated as chorion peroxidase-like. The transcript has 4 exons. Gene Ontology annotation, biological process: response to oxidative stress. Gene Ontology annotation, molecular function: heme binding; peroxidase activity. The record is from RefSeq and is a predicted model, not a curated record. Lineage: Eukaryota; Metazoa; Arthropoda; Insecta; Hymenoptera; Braconidae. Bases 239 to 2596 code for a protein of 785 amino acids.